Molecule: messenger RNA, 2875 nt
Organism: Folsomia candida
Lineage: Eukaryota; Metazoa; Arthropoda; Collembola; Entomobryomorpha; Isotomidae
Gene: Sardh
Product: sarcosine dehydrogenase, mitochondrial
Exons: 15
Coding region: 74-2770 (898 amino acids)
Cellular component (GO): mitochondrion
Molecular function (GO): protein binding; oxidoreductase activity
Source: RefSeq, a predicted model, not a curated record
UAUAAAUAGUUCACUUUAUUUAACAGUUUAAUUAGUUAAUUAUUACUAAUUAAUUAGUACUUUCCCAGAAAAAAUGUUACGGGCUGGACUCGCGAAAAUAAAAAAUAAUCUCGGAAACUUUCCCCAUAAAUUAUGCAGCCUAACAUCUCAACGUUUCGUUUCGAUGCAUGAAGUACCUACAAAAUGCGAUGUGGUUAUCAUUGGUGGGGGAAGCAUUGGGUGCAGCACGUUGUACCACUUGGCCAAGCUCGGGCUGACGGAUGUGGUCCUUCUAGAACGCCACAGACUGACGGCAGGGACCACGUGGCACACGGCCGGCCUCGUUUGGAGUUUGCGACCCAAUGACACGGAAAUUGAACUGCUUCAAAUCACGAGGAGCAUGUUGGACAGGUUGGAAAGUGAGACUGGGAUUGACCCAGGAUGGAGCAUGGUUGGGGGGCUGUUCUUGGCAUCGACAAAAGAACGACUUGACGAGUAUAAACGUCUUCACACAAUUGGAAAAGCUUUUGGGAUCGAGUCCCAUGUUUUGGGACCGGAAGAAAGUCAAAAGAUUUACCCACUUUUGGACAUCAAAACUGUGUAUGGGACAUUGUACUCGCCUGCAGAUGGACACGUGGAACCCAACGGUCUUUGUCAAGCCUUGACCAAGUUUGCAACCAGGAAGGGAGCAAAGGUUAUCGAGAACUGUGAAGUUCAAGAAAUCAAGACGGAAAAUUCGAUCCUCGGAUCCCAAACUGUCAAGGGCGUCAAGACCAAUCGAGGUUAUAUCGAGACAUCCGUUGUAGUAAACUGUUCUGGUGCCUGGUCUCCAUCCGUGUGCAGUAUGGUGGGACUUUCCAUUCCGCUAAUUCCCAUGAAACAUUCUUACGUCGUCUUCGACACAAUCGAGGGAGCUAAAGGCUUGCCCAAUAUGAGAGAUCACGAUGGCUCCGUAUAUUUCCGCGUGCAUGGUGACACUUUGGCGAUUGGUGGGUAUGAACCGGAUCCAAUUAUCCUCGACAAGGUGGAGAAUGACUUCAGUUUCGGACUUUACGACCUGGACUGGGACGUUUUUGGGAAACAUAUUGAUUUGGCGAGUACAAGAAUCCCAAAGCUGAAAGAUGUCGGUAUAAAAUCUACCAUUUGCGGCCCAGAAAGUUUUACUCCGGACCACAAACCAAUUAUGGGCGAGGACCCCAGCAUUCGUGGUUUUUAUCACGGGUGUGGUUUUAACUCGGCCGGGAUGAUGAUGGGGGGCGGGUGUGGGAACCAACUGGCCAAGUGGAUCUAUUCCGGACAACCAGACCUCGACAUGUUUGGCUACGACGUGAAACGAUUUUCUCCCAAACUCCUCCCCAACAAACUUUGGGCGAAGGAACGAAGUCACGAGGCAUACGCGCAGAAUUACAAUAUUGUUUACAAAAAUGAUGAAAAGCUGGCUGGAAGGAACCAAUUUUUAGGCCCGUUGCACGCCACGUUAACGGAACAAGGUUGUUUCUACCAAGAGAGGCAAGGUUGGGAGCGUCCCGGAUAUUUUGUGGAAAGCCCGUGUCCCGUUCAACCUUACGAUUACUACGGUCAGUAUGGUCACACGCGGAAUUCCGACAUCACUUACAAGGAAACCCUUGCAGGGGAAUAUAGCUUUGGCUUUUCAAAACAUCAAGAAAUAAUACGCCAAGAAGCAUUAAACUGCAGGAAAAAAUGUGCAAUUUUCGACAUGUCAUAUUUCGGCAAAUUUUUCCUGGUGGGUCCCGACGCCACAAAAGCUGCGCAAUACAUCUUCUCCAAUGAUAUGAACAAACCCCCCGGAUCGGUGAUUUACACUUGCCUUCUUAACAAGAAUGGAGGCAUUGAGGCGGAUCUUACAGUGACCGUUUUGGACCAGAGGCAUCGACUGGAGGAAGGCCCAGAUUUCUCGGGUCUGGGAUAUUAUCUCGCCGUCGGGGGAACUACUUCCGCCUACACGUACUCCACCAUCAUGUCGAUCAUUCGCUCCAAGAAUUUUAAGGUGGACUUGGUCGACCAAAGCGAUCAUUAUGGGAUGAUGUCGGUCCAAGGUCCAAACAGUCGAGCGAUUUUAACUUCCGUCUUCAAUGACACGAUUUACUUUGAUAAUGAAUCUUUCCCAUUUUCGACGCAUAAAAUUUGCACCUUGGACGGGAUCAAUGUCAGACUUAUGAGGGUCAGUUUUGUGGGUGAACUCGGAUGGGAAUUGCACGUGCCUAAUGAUAAAUGUUUUAAAAUUUAUCACCAUAUUUGCGAAGUUGGUAAGGAGUUUGGACUUGUCAAUGCGGGAUAUCGGGCAAUUGAUUCGCUGAGCAUUGAGAAAGGUUAUCGCCAUUGGCAUGCUGAUAUCCGAUCGGAUGACAGCCCUUUGGAAGCUGGGCUGGGAUUCACAUGUAAAUUGAAAUCUAAUGAAGAUUUUCAUGGAAGAGAUGCCCUCGUGAAGUACAAAAAUUCUGGCUCCCUCAAAAAACGCUUAUUCUGCUUCACAAUUGAUUACAAGGACUCACCCCUUUGGGGUUUAGAGACGAUUUGGAAUGACACCACAAAUAAACCAGUCGGAUACCUGAGAAGAGCGGAUUAUGCGUUCACCUUAGAUAAUGGGAUUGGCUACGGCUACCUCUAUGAAGACUUGAUGGGACAGAAAUUAACAAAUGCGAAAAAUAUUGCGAAUAAUAACAGUUUUUCGAUCGAAAUUAUGGGACAACGUUUACCAGCACAAAUUCAUUUAAAGAGCCCUUUCGACCCGAUGAGUUUAAGAGUUCAAGGAGUUUAUUCUCAAGUCUAAUAGUAACAAUAAAGGUACGAGGGAAAUAUUAAGAAAAUCACUAGUUUUCAGUUAUUACCUACUUGAACUUGAUUGAACAAUAAAUAAUUGUAAACUACUAAUUAA